CGUGCGAGAGCCAAAGAGCGGGGGAGAGCGAACGCCAGAAUGCAAGGGAAAUAGCGCGCUUUCCAAAGCGAAGAACUCAGCCUGGGCUCUACGAAUUUGAGUGCUGGAAUUGGCAUAGGAAUUGGAAUUGGAAAAGCAAUAGCUACCGUAAUCGCAACUCGACAGGUUGACAUUGCGCUGUCCCGUGAAUUCGGUUGGAUGCGGAGCAGAGACCAUAACUGUAAACAGUAGUCAUAAUCCGAUCGGAGUGAUACGAGUGCCAGACUUUUGACACGAUGCAGUUUGUGGCCAGUGAACAUCCCCACCGACGUCUAAAUCCCUUAACCGGGCAGUGGGUUUUGGUGUGCCCACAUCGCACCCAACGCCCCUGGUCCGGUCAGCAGGAGAAGCCAGAGAAAAACGAGCUGCCCGAAUUCGAUCCUACCAAUCCCCUUUGCCCCGGAGUCACCCGCCCCAAUGGAAUUGAAACUCCAGCCUACAAAAGCACCUAUGUGUUCGAGAAUGACUUUCCGGCCCUGGUGGAGGUAGUGCCAAUUCCUCCCAACAGCGAUGAUCCUCUGUUCCAAAUAGCUCCCGCCCGUGGUAACUGCCGAGUGAUGUGCUUCCAUCCCAAAUCGAAUCUCACCUUGCCCACAAUGAGCGCAGCGGAUAUUGUCGUUGUUAUCGACGAAUGGAUCAGCCAGUUCAACGAGCUGAGUGCGAAGUACGCCUGGGUGCAGAUAUUCGAGAACAAGGGAGCCGCCAUGGGCUGCUCCAAUCCCCAUCCGCACUGCCAGAUCUGGUCAUGCUCGUUCUUACCGUCGGAACCGCAGCUGAAGCAGGAGCGUCUCCGCACCUAUUACACCACCAAUGAGCGACCCAUGCUGGCCGAUUACGUAGACCGGGAGCUGCAGCGCCAGGAGCGGAUCGUGAUCGAAAAUCCUGACUGGCUGGUGGUGGUGCCCUUCUGGGCCACUUGGCCCUUCGAAACCAUGCUUAUUUCACGAAACAACAACAAGCGGAUCAACGAUCUAACACUGGAACAGCGCCAGAACCUGGCGGUCACCAUCAAGGAGCUGACCACCAAGUAUGACAACCUGUUCCAGUGUUCGUUUCCCUACUCGAUGGGCUGGCACGGAGCACCGACUGGGCCAGAGCAUGCACAUGCAUCCAGUGCUCACUGGACCCUGCACGCCAUUUAUUAUCCGCCCCUCCUGCGAUCAGCCACUGUGCGCAAGUUUAUGGUGGGAUUUGAGCUACUGGCCAUGUCCCAGCGGGAUCUAACUCCUGAGCAGGCGGCUCUGCGGUUGCGGGAGGUCGAUGGAAAGUGUCAUUACACGGAGAAGUGAUUUCGUUUAAGUAAACUAUCAACAUCACCGCCAUAUGGAGCAGUUCGUGGCGGUUGGUAUAAAAUGUAAUAAAAAAACGGUCAAUUGCCAAUGUUUAUGAAGGCCUACCGUUGUAAUUACUUAAUAGUUACUUGCAAUCACUUGUAAAUAUAUUCCUAAAUAAUGAA
Molecule: messenger RNA, 1495 nt
Organism: Drosophila rhopaloa
Lineage: Eukaryota; Metazoa; Arthropoda; Insecta; Diptera; Drosophilidae
Gene: Galt
Product: probable galactose-1-phosphate uridylyltransferase
Exons: 4
Coding region: 276-1328 (350 amino acids)
Biological process (GO): beta-D-galactose catabolic process via UDP-galactose, Leloir pathway
Cellular component (GO): cytoplasm
Molecular function (GO): zinc ion binding; UDP-glucose:hexose-1-phosphate uridylyltransferase activity
Source: RefSeq, a predicted model, not a curated record